AGAUACAGCUGAAGUAGAAGGAUGGAAGAAUGGUAUUGGGUCUUGAUAGUUGUUUGUGUGGUAGCUCAAGCUGCUGCACAGGGAAUGAAUGAUAUCGUGAAUGAAGCGGUCAACAGUGUCUUCAGGGGUGUGGCGGACAGAGGAGGCUCACCUAUGGCCAGAUUUGGUCAGACAUUAGCUGAUUUUGGGGGUACAGCAGGGACCGGCCCUUCGCCUACUUUGGGACAAAUUCCUGCAAAUCGAGUCUUUGGUGGUGGAAUAGCAUCGAUGCGAACAAGUGGUCGGGGAUCAGGGGCAGCACGGGCGCUAUAUAGAUUUUCUCAGAGUUAUGCGCCAACUAACAAUGUCCUUCUCAGUGACCGAUCAACGUGGGCAGCAAUGACUUCAAAGAGAAUAGCCGAAAGUACUGGGGGUACCGAACAAGCUUACCAGAGUGCAGCACAAAGUCCGGAAAUUGCUGACAGUUUUCAACGAGCAUUUGGUCAAUACUGUUUUGAGAGCCCUCGGUGUGAUCGUUGGGAUCCAUACCGAAGGACAGACGGACAAUGUAACAAUUUGGAUGAACCUUUACUUGGAUCGUCGUUCACUCCCCAGCAGCGUGUCCUACCGGCGGCUUACGACAACUUUAUCGACCGCCCUAGAGUCCGUUCUGUAAUCCCCUUUAAACGUCUCCCCAGUGCUAGAACAGUCAGCAACAACAUUCUCCAGCACACGUUUCGGGCUAUGACACCUGUAAGUUCCACAUUCUCGACGUAUCUCACUCAUCACGGACAGUUUAUUGACCACGAUAUCAUCUCCACUCCCACCGAAACUGCUGGAACCAUGGAAAAUCCAAUAUCAAUUGGAGACUGCUGUUUUCCCGUAAGUGAGCAGAUAAAACCAGAUGCUUGUUUCGAGAUUUACGUGGAACAGCCGGAUCCAUUCUUUCCACCGGGUCAGAACUGCAUGAACAUCGUACGUCGUACAGGUGCACCACCUUUAAAAUGUGAAAAUGGUGUCCGGCAACAAAUAAACCAGAGAACGUCCUUUGUAGACGGCUCUGCGAUCUACGGUUCUGAUUCCAUUCUUGAGAGGGACUUGAGGUUACUUGAUCAAGGGAAGCUUAAAGAAGACUCUCAAAAUCUGCUUCCACCGCAUCCAAAUGGAUGCCCAGCGGAAGUCAUGACCAACUAUCACUGUUUCAUCGCAGGAGAUAACAGACCUAGCGAAACACCGACAUUAACCGUUAUGCACAUCACGUGGCUAAGACGCCACAAUUUAAUUGCUGACGCACUGAGGCACGCCACAGGCAUUACGGACGAUGAAACUCUUUUCCAGGAAGCGAAAAGAAUAGUGAUAGCACAGCUUCAACAUGUUACAUACAACGAAUUUUUACCCGGUGUACUUGACGAUAAACAUAUGAAUAAAUUCAGUCUACGAUCAACUCCAGUAGGACAUGCUGAAAUUUACAACCGCUCAAUCGACCCAAGGACAAUUAAUGCAUUUGGCGUGGCAGCUUAUCGUAUGGGUCAUAGCUUCGUCAGAAAUUCUAUCGGCCAUGAUAGAGGAUUUGGAAAUGACCAAGAAUUUCCGGUGAACCAGCACUUUGAGCGUCCCGACCUUAUGUUUAAUAAUGGGUAUGAAUUCAUGGCUCGGUGGAUGUCAAGAGAGCCGAAAUCUAGGUCAGACAGAUUCUUGGUUGAUGGAAUCAGAAACAGAUUGUUCGAAUCCCCGCCAAUGAAUGGAACGCACAGAUCGGAAACAUUAUCUUUCGAUUUGGGAGCAUUGAACAUUCAGAGAGGUCGAGAUCACGGUAUUCCCUCCUACAAUGCUUACAGACAAUUUUGUGGAUUCUACAGAGCUAAAUUCUUUGCAGCUGUCAAGGGUGGACUAGAGUUUCAUUCUCCAGAAGUAGUCGCUGCACUUCAGCGAACAUAUAGGCACGUGGAUGACAUUGAUCUCUUUGCUGGCGGUAUGUCUGAGACUCCUCAUCCAGGGAGCAUCCUAGGACCAACAUUCCAGUGUAUCAUCGCUCACCAGUUCAGUCUCUAUAAACACGGUGACCGUUUCUGGUACGAACGAACCUUCCCAGAAAAUCCAGUGGCGGCAUUCACCUCUGCUGAAUUAGCACAGAUAAAGCAAACAACAUACUCCAAGAUCCUGUGUUCAGUUGUGAAGAAUAUAGGAGUAAGGCACUCUUUCCAACCCAAUUUGAUGUUACGACCUAAUAUCCCAGGCAAUGCUCCAGUAUCUUGUCAUUUACUCUUGCAAGACAGUCCGCUCGGGUUCGACAUCACACCAUUUGCAGAAAAGCUUUUACGAUUAGGCGGUCGUCGACGUCGAGAUCCAUUUGCAUUGAGACCUAGUCCAUUGAAUCCAAGCAUGCGCGGAAUAAUGCAACUGGAAGAUCCGAGAUCUGACAGGGAUCAUUUUCUGCCUCCCAUGAAUGCAGAGAGAUUUCUUUGGACAGGAAGGAGAAAGACUUCAUACUAGUACUCGAUUGAAAUAGUACUUUGUACAGAAUUGAAGAUUCGGAUAGAUAAAAAAAAAGUCAUUUUAUUAAAGCAUGUUAUUUCAAUAGAACAGAACGAUAACACGUAUUGGCAGUCUUUGUCAUGGCUUUACUUAUUAAAAUCAUAAUUCCAAUUCAA
Molecule: messenger RNA, 2630 nt
Organism: Ostrea edulis (European flat oyster)
Lineage: Eukaryota; Metazoa; Mollusca; Bivalvia; Ostreida; Ostreidae
Product: peroxidase-like protein
Exons: 12
Coding region: 22-2472 (816 amino acids)
Biological process (GO): response to oxidative stress
Molecular function (GO): heme binding; peroxidase activity
Source: RefSeq, a predicted model, not a curated record